AUGAAGACGAUGACAUCAGAGAUGAAGCCGCCGUCAUCGUCGUCAUCGUCGUCGCUGUCGUCACGAGGUCUCCCGAUUGACGUCAUCGUGGAGAUCGCCGAGCGCUCCGACCCGAUCACGCUCCUCCGCUGCGCCGCCGCGUGCAGGCAGCUCCGCCGUGCCAUCUCUGGCGAGGGCCUCCGCCGCGAGCUCCGCCUCCGCAACGCCGCCGGCUUCGUCCCGGUCCUCCUCCGGGGCUUCUACUACCAGCCUCUCCACGGCGCCCACGGUUUCCUCCAAGAGCCGGUCCGCUUCUUCGCCGCCGGCGCCGGCGCCGGCGACCACCAUGGCCAGCUCCCGGCGGGCGACGACGCCGUUGAGUCGCUGGCCCUCGGGUUCGAACCCGUGGAGGCGCGCGGCGGCUUCGUCGUCGCUCGGACUGGCAGGUCCUCCGGCGAAGUGUGCAACCCCAUGACGGGCUACGUGCUCCCCAUCCCUCUGCCGAGGAAGGAUUUGGUGACGUCAUACCUGCUGCUCACCGCCGACGAUGGCGUCGGACUCGGACCGAGCUCCGACGACGACUCCGAGCUCCACCGGUUCAGGCUCCUCGCCGUGCAGCUCUGCCAGCCGACGAACCAGGGGCGGCGGCUUCGACUGAAGAUGCAGGCGUUAACCCCGGUCACUGGCAGAUGGGGCCCCACCACCAAGAUUCCCGUCCAUGGCGUCGGCGGCGACAUCCACCAACACCCGGGCGCCGAGCUACUCGGCCGGCAUCCCGUCGUCGUCAAUGGCGCCGCCUACUUCCUCGUCGUGUCCCACUCCUUCGACCGCCAGCGCCCGCACCCGCCGUCUCACUACUUCAUCCUCCGCGUCGACGUCUCCGACCACGGCGGCGGCGACGGUAGAAACGGGACGACGAAGGCCGCGACGAUCAUCCCGGCGCCGGAGGGGCUGAAGCCGCCGUCGUGCUCGCGCUGCACCAGCAGCGAGGCGGCGGCGGCGGUCGUCACGUCGAAGCAGCUCCUGCUGACGCCGUCGCGCGACAGGAGGUCGGUGGCGCUGCUCGUCUGCCGGACCACCAGGGUGGAGAUCCACACGCUGGACAUGCUCGCGGCGCCGUCGGCGUGGGCGCGCGCGACGGAGGUGGUGGACACGGCGGCGGUUCGCCGGAGGCCGUGCGACCUGUCGGAGUCGGAGGUGGAGCUGCAUUGGUCCGGCGAGGCGAGCGGCGCCGUGGUGCUCCGGCUCGGCGGCACGGUGUGCCAGCUGGACCGAGCGACCAUGGCGAUCCGCACGAUCGACGAGGAGUUCCCCGAGUUUCGCUACAGGAGUCGCCAUAUGUUGCUGCCCUACGAAAUGGGUUUGUCCAGUUGGGUUCCUUCGAUAUCUACAUCUGCAUAAAAAAUUUUGGAACAAAAUGUAUAAAUAUAUACAGUUAUUUUCACCGAUUUUAUACAAAUAUACUACCA
Oryza sativa Japonica Group (Japanese rice) is the source of this 1448-nucleotide messenger RNA. RefSeq lists its product as uncharacterized. Gene Ontology annotation, molecular function: protein binding. NCBI's taxonomy places the organism in Eukaryota, Viridiplantae, Streptophyta, Magnoliopsida, Poales, Poaceae. The record is from RefSeq and is a predicted model, not a curated record.